AUGCAUCAUCAUGGAGGCCCCGCUGUAGUUGAUUUACCUUCGAAUAUUAUUCAAAAUAAAUACGAUUGGAAAUGUCUGGACAUUUCUACUACUCCCUUGCAUGUGAAGGACUGUAUGAAUGUUCGUUCACAAACUAUAUUUAAGGUAGAUCUUUUUCAACAAAGUUAUGAGGAUUGCGAAAAGCCAAUACAAAUACUUGGACCGGGAGAAACUAUCCUAGCAUGGAAUAUGGAUGAUAAUACUUUAUUAAUGAACUCAUCAUAUUAUGCCAAAAACACUGAAUGGUGCUACACCGAUUCAAAUUUUGAGGAUUCCGUUCUUAUUCAUCCAUACGGUAGACCUACGGAGUGUCUAUCUGCUCCUAUUAUAGUUGGCGAUCCGGUAACGGUUGUACCUUGCCGUGUUCCAACUGUUGAACAAAUACAAGGAAUAACUUGGCAAUUUUUAAAGAUUUACUAA
This is a messenger RNA of Dentiscutata erythropus, 459 nucleotides long. The record is from the annotation of a GenBank genome assembly. NCBI's taxonomy places the organism in Eukaryota, Fungi, Glomeromycota, Glomeromycetes, Diversisporales, Gigasporaceae.